UUAGAGUCACCUGUUGUCUUGUCAAGUAACGGCUGCGUCGAGUAACACAUUUUAACUUUUAUGUGAGUCUACAAAGUGAAAUAGUUCCCAUAACCUUAAGCUUGUUGGAGUUGUGAAACAAUUCUAAAAGUGUAGCGAAGGACCAGUUGGUUAAGAAUUGCAGGUUUGAGCCGAGAACUGAAAACGCCCGAGAUUGUGAACAUUCGCUCUCCAGGACCGUUGGCUGACGUCAGCUAUUUUUGUAAACAAACAAUCUACUAACGCUGCAAAUAGCGAGGGUCGAUUUAAAACGGCUAACGUUAGUUAGCUUCAGUUGUUAAAUAGCUCCAGGAAUUGCUGCUAAAUCCAUCAAUGAAGGAAACUAUGAAGCCUGUGAGCCACCAGCAGGCCAGCCAGCUGCUCCAUAACAAGUUCGUUGUGGUGCUGGGAGACUCAGUCCAGAGGGCUGUCUACAAGGACCUUGUUCUGCUGUUGCAGAAGGACAAAUAUCUCUCCCUGAGACAGCUCAGGAGCAAGGGUGAGAUGAGCUUUGAACAGGACUGUCUGGUGGAAGGAGGUUGUCUCAGUGAAAUGCACAACGGAACGGCGUACCGGGAGGUUCGACAGUUUCAGUCUGCCCACCACCUGGUCCGCUUCUACUUUGUAACUCGGGUUUACUCUAGCUACAUGAAGAGCAUCCUGGAAGACUUCCGCCAUGGUUUGAAACCAGAUGUAAUCAUAAUGAACUCCUGCGUUUGGGAUAUAUCUAGAUACAAUUCCAAAUGGUUGGAUGACUACAAAGAGAACCUCCAUAAGUUCUUUGGUGAGCUGAAAGGGAUUCUGCCUGAGGAAACGCUGGUCGUAUGGAACCUCACCAUGCCUUUAGGAGAGGGUAUGAAAGGUGGUUUCCUGGUGCCUGAGAUUGAACACAAGGCUCCCCAGCUGUGUUAUGAUGUGAUAGACGGCAACUUUUACAGUGGUACUCUGGCUGAUGCCUAUGGGAUGGAUGUGCUGGACCUCCACUUCCAGUUCCGCUUCUCACUGCGUCAUCGUACCAAAGACGGCGUCCACUGGAAUGCCAUCGCCCACCGCAGGAUAACCUGUCUGCUGUUGCAGCACACUGCGCAGGCCUGGGGUGUUCAUAUGUCAUGUCCAGUGGCCACUGUUGAGCAUCCAGAGGUUACUGUUCAACAUGCAGCCAAAAGAAAUGCUUCCAAAUCUGCAGAUUACUACUACAGGCCUCCCUCCAGCCAUUACCAUCAACAUGAGUACGUGAUGAGGAGCCGACACGUCAGUCACCACUACAUUCCAUACACCAAUCCCAGAUCCAGCCGACAUGGCAACUACUACUGAAGCAGGGAGUUUUAUUUUUUUGUCCUUUUUCUUAUAUUGUAAAUUGGUUUUCUUUUAGUUUUUUUUAGCUUCUUUCGCACCAAGACUAGAUUUUAAAUAUUUUCUAUUUCAAAGCAUUUUUAGUUCUGCACUUGUCAGGUGCUGUGUUUUAUUAAAAGUUGAUGCAAAGAUUUCA
Messenger RNA from Centropristis striata (black sea bass), 1507 nucleotides. Its product is annotated as PC-esterase domain-containing protein 1A-like. The record is from RefSeq and is a predicted model, not a curated record. Lineage: Eukaryota; Metazoa; Chordata; Actinopteri; Perciformes; Serranidae. Bases 352 to 1332 code for a protein of 326 amino acids. The transcript has 8 exons.